AUGAGCAGCCCAAACCGACCGGCUUCCCAGCUCAUUGCGGGAUUUGGCUCGCCUACCCCUUUCAAUGCACGAAUGAGCAUGCGACAAUCGAUUCGUUUUCAAGAGUCCCAAGCUCAUCUGAAUCAGUCCACACAUGAUGCCGAGAAGGACGAGCUACGUGUGCAACUCAGCACUCUCAAAUAUGAAUUGGAAAACUUCAAACAAGAACGAGAACUUGAGGGGCUCCAACAUGAGAAAGAGAUCCGAGAGCUACAGAUGAAAGCAGAUGCGGACUUUCGAAAGGCACAGGCAGCGGAAUCCUCGAGCAAUCGCGCAACUCAUAAAUGUGACGCGCUUGCGAAAGAACUCAAAGAAACACAAGACCAGUCCUUGGAUGCGAAGGUCGGGUUCGACCGAAAGAUCAGAAGUCUUCAAGACGAGAACCAGAGAUUGCAGGAGGAGCUUGGUGACACACAAUCGCAGCUUUCCGACCAAGAACGGCAAUUCAAAUAUCAGAUCAACGAGCUGGAGACUGUGCGCGCAUCUCUACAAAAGGCGAUCGAAGAAUUCCACAAUGACCUCGAAAAUGCCCGGAGCAUCCAGCAAUCGACACAGGAAAAGCUCACCCAACGUGAAGCUGAAGUUGCCGAUCUCGAAGCCGCCAACAUUCAACUCAAGGCCGCAGGAACCGAUGCCGAAGCCCUUACUGUGCUCAAAAGAGAACUCUCUGAGCAGGUCAACCAUAUUCGGGAGCUGGAGUUAACCAAUCGAGACCAAAAUGCAGAGUUACGGAAAUUACGGGAAAUCUCAAAGACCGUCGGAGUGAUUGAAGAACAAAAGAGGGCACUAGAGAUCAAAAUCCAGCUGAUGGACGGAGUCGAGGCCGAGCUCAACACAGCCCAAAUUCAAAAGCAGACCCUCGAAGACGAACGACAAGCUUGGAUGAGCUUGUUGCAGGAGGAUGAUCGGUCUGCAGAGUUUGAUUCGCCGGAAGCUAUCGUAAGAGCAUUGGCCCGCGGAAAAAUUGAAAACACAAGUCUCACCGAGCGCAUUGAAACGGUGGAAGCCAAAUUACAAAAGAAGAAUGAGACCAUCAUGUCCCUCGAAAAAGAGAAAUCCGAUCUGCAUCAGGAACUGGAGAGGGCCCGUAUUGCAGCCGCCACUGCUAUCGCAGGUCCAGGUGCUGCAGAGGCUCGCGUACGAUCUCGCCUCGAGCGUCAGCGUGCGCUAGCCACUAAAGAAAUUGAAUACCUGCGCGCUCAACUGAAGACCUUCGACACGGAAGAUGAUGCCAUGAAAGAAGAUGGAAACCCAUCAGACCAAAAGAAGUCAGAGCACAUCGCUCAACUCGAGAAGUUGCUCGACGAAUAUCGUGUUGAAAUCAAGCAAAUUCACGAAGAGCUCUCUAAGCGCGAGACACCAAAGGAAGAUGAUUCGCAAGCACGUGGUGUCAAGCGACCGCUAUCUCCAGCCGAUUCCGAGGCUGAAAGUGAGCGUAUCGCCGUUCUCACUCGCAAGAACCGCAAACUCCAGGAACACAUGGUCAAAUCCGAACAGGCUACCACUCUUGCUCGUCGCGAACUCGACGCUGCCAAGUCACAGAUCAAACAUCUGAAGUCCAAGUCUCGCACACGAGUGCUUGAAUUGCGUGAUAACCCGACAUCACAGAUCGAACAGAUCAAGAUGACCACCCUCACAACUCUCCAAGCAGAGAACCGAGACCUCCUAGCCCAGCUGCGCGGUGACCCUACAGGAGCCAAGGUCGUCCCAGUCAGCGCUGUCGAGAGUAUCAAGCUCGAAAUGCAAGAUAUGGAACGUACUGUCGCAGACAAGGAGAAACGCAUGCGCCGUCUGAAGGAGAUUUGGACUGCCAAGUCCUCCGAGUUCCGUGAAGCUGUUGCCUCCCUUCUUGGCUUCAAGCUUGACUUCCUUCCUAAUGGUCGAGUGCGUGUCACUUCCAUGUUCCAUCUUUCCUCUGCGUACCGCCACGGUGACAGUGAUGCUGCUUCGGACUCUGGUCCUGGUAGUUUGGGCAAUGGGGAAGAGAAUUCUAUUGUCUUUGAUGGUGAGAAUGGCACCAUGAAGAUCUCUGGCGGGCCUAAUAGUCUCUUCGCUAUGGAAAUCAAGCCACUUAUCAAGUUUUGGGUUGAGGAACGGAAGGAUAUUCCUUGUUUCCUUGCGGCGAUGACCUUGGACUUUUAUGAUAAGACUACUCGCGCUGCUAGGAUGUGA
Molecule: messenger RNA, 2211 nt
Organism: Penicillium antarcticum
Lineage: Eukaryota; Fungi; Ascomycota; Eurotiomycetes; Eurotiales; Aspergillaceae
Product: coiled-coil domain-containing protein MAD1
Exons: 3
Coding region: 1-2211 (736 amino acids)
Biological process (GO): mitotic spindle assembly checkpoint signaling; attachment of mitotic spindle microtubules to kinetochore
Cellular component (GO): mitotic spindle; kinetochore; nuclear envelope
Source: RefSeq, a predicted model, not a curated record